Nymphaea colorata (pocket water lily) is the source of this 1135-nucleotide messenger RNA. Its product is annotated as protein transport protein SFT2-like. Gene Ontology annotation, biological process: vesicle-mediated transport. Gene Ontology annotation, cellular component: membrane. The record is from RefSeq and is a predicted model, not a curated record. NCBI's taxonomy places the organism in Eukaryota, Viridiplantae, Streptophyta, Magnoliopsida, Nymphaeales, Nymphaeaceae. The transcript has 4 exons. Bases 316 to 996 code for a protein of 226 amino acids.
UCCGCUGGUGCUUAUUCUUGAAAUUCAACUGCCGAUCACGCCACAGUUUUUACUCAAAACGCAGAAACAGUCACCUGACGGUAUUACUCCACCUCAAGCGGGGGCGUGUGUCUCUCGCCCACUUCCGGGAUCUGCUCCGAUCUCGGUCGUCGGAACCCUCCAUGAACGGACAGGAUUUCGUCUUCUCCAGGAGACGUCGCCUCUCCAUUUCCUUCCCCUGAACUCCUGAAGCCUUGAUUAAGAGCCUAGGUUUUCUCUCGGUUUCUUCAGAAUCCGAUCCCUUUGUCAUAUAUCCCUUGGAAGCUUAAUCCCGGUAUGCAGAAGACGGCCCAGGCUUGGUUUAUGGGUGGACCGAGCAGCUCCGAGCCAGAGAAGCCGACCUCUCUGCUCGCGGAGUGGAAUUCUUACGCUGCUGCGCGGUCGUCGGAUGACGCCGGAUCGUCGGGCUUUGGAUUCGAUCUCGAGGCCGCCGUGCGCACCGCCAAUGAUAAAGUCUCCGGGACGUUCAAUGUGGUUUCUAAAGGAGUACGCGACCUACCUGGCAACAUACAAUCUGCUGCUAGUACCGUGCCAUCUGGAAAGUCACUCAUGUACUUUGGGCUUUUCUUGGCCAGUGGUGUUUUCUUCAUUUUUAUUGCCUUUACAAUGUUUCUACCAGUUAUGGUGCUGAUGCCACAAAAGUUCGCCAUAUGCUUCACACUUGGAUGCCUGUUUAUUAUCGGGUCAUUUUUUGCAUUGAAAGGCCCAAAGAAUCAGCUUGCCCACAUGUCAUCGAAAGAGAGACUGCCUUUCACAUUGGGAUUCAUAGGCAGCAUGGUGGGUACAAUCUAUGUGUCAAUGGUGCUUCACAGUUACAUUCUCUCUGUGCUAUUUUCUGUUUUACAGGUAUUAGCACUAUCUUACUAUGCUCUCUCUUACUUCCCGGGAGGGUCUGCUGGACUGAAAUUCCUUACGUCUACUGUUACAUCUUCUAUUCUAAAAUGCUUUGGCCGGUGACGAUUGAUCACAUCUUCUUCAGCGGUGUUUGUUCCUCGUUGUCAGAUGGAACUGCUUAUUUUAGCAAACAUUCGGAGUUUGGACAUUGUAUUUUGGUACUAUUAGUUAACUCAAUUGUAAGUUCCUAGUUGGCCUAAAA